AGUGAAACGUAUCUGAUUCAGGAGACUUGGGAAAAAUCUAAUACUCUUGUCGUUAAUCACUGCUGUAAGGUUCAAUGGCAAUUGCAAAUACUGGUUUUAAACGUGAGGAAGUAUUUUAAAAAGAUUCUCCGUUGAAAUCAAAGGAAAGACAGGGAGAUAAUAUCUUGCGAUUAAAAGAACUGUUAUUUUUCUUUAGUUCAUUUCCAUUCCUUCUUCCAUAAGGCCUUAUUAAAAAGCAUUUCUUUUUUGUUUGCAGCAUUCAAGCGCUCAAAGCGUUGCUUUUGUUUUCCCGUCUUCGACUUCGUCACAUUGCAUUCACUUUACUUGCUUCGAAUUGGCUUACCUUAUUAUAAUCAGCUCACCCAUUUAAAUGUUGAUUCAUAACUUAAGCGCAGCGCACCUGUCCUAGACUUAAAUAUGCAUAGAAUACCUUGAGCGACUUCAUUUUAUUCAGGAGAACGCCCUGUUUGAAGAAGAUCGAGCCGCAAAGAUGCUACCGCUAACCAUCACAAUCCUGUUUUUUCUGGGAAACCAUGCGUUUGCAGUUGAUGUGAAUUUAACCAGGCCUGUGGCCGAAGCAACCAAACCACCUCAACAGCUGUCAACACCAAACUCAUCCGGGGAUAUUAAUGUUACUUCGCUGAUAGCUAAGCUACUCAUCGGUUAUGACAAGAGACUUCGCCCUAACUUCGGAGGUGAGGAAAACAAUUUUUGUUUGCUAAUUGUUUUAUAUCGUGUGUGUGCCUUGCUUGUAACCGCCGAUAUUAAGUCGUCACGCAUUCCUUCUGAGUUUACAACGAUCAUGUACUUCCGACAAUACUGGAAGGACGAGCGCUUAAAAUACAACCAGACAGGAUACCGUAAGAGGCUGGCUUUCAAUCCUGAAAUGCUCAAGUUUAUCUGGGUACCAGAUACUCAUUUCCCCGGGAUUAAGGACGGACUCAAGCACGCAAUCACAGACACUAAUGAGGUCAUCCGAUUGUGGCCUGAUGGCUCCGUGUUGUACAGCAUGAGGCUUAAAGUAAUAUCACAGUGCCCCAUGAACCUGAUAAACUUUCCAAUGGAUAAACAGAAAUGUCACUUGAACAUAGAGGCUUUCAGUUACGACGACAAAGAGAUGACUCUCAGCUGGCACAAAGACAAUCCUGUGGCAGUGUCGGACAAAAUUCAGAUUCCAAGCUACACUCUGACAGAUUACGAGUAUUAUUCUUCAGUUGACGAAUUUACCACUGGAAGCUACUCGUUACUGACCAUUGAAUUUGAUUUGACUCGUCGACUGGGAUUCCACAUGAUUCAGAUUUAUUUGCCCUGCUAUUUAAUCGUGGUGUUGGCUUGGGUCAGUUUUUGGGUGGACCGCGAACAAACGGCAGCCAGGAUUGCCAUGGGAAUCACCACUGUGCUCACCAUGGCAACGCUGAUUGGUAGUGCCAGGACUUCUCUGCCGAAGGUGUCGUACGUCAAAUCCCUGGAGUGGUUUCUUAUAAUGUGCUUCCUGUUCGUGUUUUCCGCCAUUUUGGAAUAUGCCUUUGUUUCUUAUCUGGUGUUCAAGCAGCGAGAACAAGAACGAGCAAAGAUCGGCAUGAAAAAGAAGCAUGACGAGGAGAAAGCAUGCGAAGCAGCAGAGGGAACUGUCGACAACGACAAAACACCGCCAUCACCAGGCAGCCGCCCCUCCUCAGGUCAGGAGGCAGUCUGGAUCCCAGGGAAACAUCAAGUGGAGACUGUGGCCAGACCAGGCAAAUGCCGCGGAAGCUCAAAGAAACCUCAUGAAGAGUAUCAUUUUGUCAAGAUCCUCAAUACUGUGGAAUUUUUCUCCAGGCUGCUGUUUCCGAUAGUGUUUAUCUUCCUGAAUGUGGCCUAUUGGAUCUAUUAUGGCGGAAUUCUGGAUUAAGAGUCGCAGGACCUGCAGCUGAGUGUGUCAGUGGUUUAGCUGGCACCCUGAUAACUAUGCAGUUAUGAAUUUGUUUUACUGAGCGUGCGCAAAGGGGUGUUGUAAUAAUUCUGGUUGUUCGUGAACGGUUUUUAGUUCGUUAUGUUCAAUGGUAUUUUAAUAAGUUGGCCAUUUCGGUCCCAAAAGUUAUUCGCAAAUUGGCUUGCGGUACGAACGAAUUUGUCGUAUCAAUAAGUCCCCGCUGACAGAUGAAAUGUAAAGUUUUUACACUAAAAGCAUUAUCAGUUAAUCUUUUGAUUGUAAGACAAAGUUUGAUGCGGAUAUAAUAUUCUGUUUAGAAGAAAUAAGGGCUUAAAUGUUCAUUCUCUUCAAAUGUGUAACGGUGCAAACGGGGCCAAAACCUGUUCUUUUCAAUCGUAGCGUAAAAUGUUAACAUAGAGAUAGUUUAAUCUUUAAAACUUUUAUAACAGUAAUAGAAAGAGGAGGGCCUCCCAAGGCCCACAUGGGCUCUAGGACCCUUAUAAUUUUUGCAUUAUUUCCCGUGUUAUCCGUAAAUAAAUUCUAUUGUUCCCUUAAGUUCCGUUAAUACUAGAGACAUCAUUUUUCCAUUAUAUUAAUCCAGAAUAUAUAUCCCUUGUUCCCUGAAAAUAAGUAAUCAUGAUUUCUUGUUUCUGAAAACCCUUUGGAGGCCCCCAAAGAGGCAGACUGAUCGAACAAAAAUCUUGCUUUGAAGUUUUCUUCCUAAGCAGUAAAGCCUAUUAAGAAUACUGCUGCUCUAAUGAAGUAUGUUUGAGUUUAACGAUAGAUAGCAUGAAAAUAAUGUAUAUAAUUAAUGAUAUAUCCGGAAAAGUCUUAGGCCUUUCGUUUUCGAAACUAUGUUCACAACAAAAGGGAUAAUUUUUUUUUAGAAUGGGCGUAAGUACGAAGGCGAUUACGUAUUGUGGCUCAUUGGGAUUUUCUGAUCUCACUCUUUGUAGACUUCUUUCACAAUCGCGCAUUAUCACUAACGCUUUGGUAAAUUGGUGGACCCUUAGAUACUAGAAAAAUUUGGAUCUUGCUAUGUUAUAUAUCUUGAGUAAAGCGAAGCGUGUCUCAGUACAUUUAUAAUUUAGGGGGCUUAAGCACAAACGUUUUUGAGAGACGAACGAGAGCCGCAAGUCGACGUUUCUCGUCUUUGUCGCGUGUUAAUGACGUCUCGUUGAAAAAUCCAAGAUGAAAAUGUUGAAACGAGAGCUUUCUACUAUUCCAGCUAAUUACGGUGUAGUGGAAGGGAGUGGAAGAGGAUUUGAGAACGCGCAAGUAAAUUGCAAUUGACCUCAGUGACUCAAAAACGACUGCAAUUAGGGAGGCUUGCCUCCUCCCCUCCCCACCUUGAUGUGAAUCUAGCUUAAAAUUUUUACCAGAAACACUGAACUUGACAAGGCUAUUAAUCAACGCCUUAAUUUCGGUUUGUGGUCGGAAUUUGGGUAAAACAAUGUUUAAAUGUAACCAAACUGUUGCAAAAGACAUAGUGGCAAUGGUAAUGUACGGAUGUAGUAGUAAUUCUAAACAGGUUAGAAGUAUAAAACUCUACAGACGAAACUACGAUUUAUGAAGUUGUAUCACUCCUAUAUGUUGUUUAUUUUACUUUCUUUGCCAGCAUUGGAUUGUUUGCAGGGUAUCAUGUUAAUAAGAUUUGCGUUAGGGUGGCUGAAUUAUAGAUUAACAUGCAUACGUAGUGAAUAUAUUACAUGAAAUUAAAAUAAAGCUGCUAAAAUGUAA
Messenger RNA from Orbicella faveolata, 3652 nucleotides. RefSeq names its product gamma-aminobutyric acid receptor subunit beta-3-like. Gene Ontology annotation, molecular function: extracellular ligand-gated monoatomic ion channel activity; transmembrane signaling receptor activity. Gene Ontology annotation, biological process: monoatomic ion transmembrane transport. NCBI's taxonomy places the organism in Eukaryota, Metazoa, Cnidaria, Anthozoa, Scleractinia, Merulinidae. The record is from RefSeq and is a predicted model, not a curated record. Gene Ontology annotation, cellular component: membrane.